Messenger RNA from Saprolegnia parasitica CBS 223.65, 775 nucleotides. RefSeq lists its product as hypothetical. Bases 1 to 744 code for a protein of 247 amino acids. Gene Ontology annotation, molecular function: oxidoreductase activity, acting on the CH-OH group of donors, NAD or NADP as acceptor. The record is from RefSeq and is a predicted model, not a curated record. The transcript is spliced from 2 exons. NCBI's taxonomy places the organism in Eukaryota, Oomycota, Saprolegniomycetes, Saprolegniales, Saprolegniaceae. Gene Ontology annotation, cellular component: cytoplasm.
AUGCAACAUGAGCACGUUGUCGGCAUCGUCACUGGCGCCGCUCAAGGCCUUGGCCUCGCCUUCUCCAAGUCGAUCCUCGAGGGUGGCGGCCGCGUCUUCCUCACCGACAUCAACCACACGGUGCUCGUCGAUGCGGCGCGGGCGCUCACGGCCCAGUUCUCAGCGGCGCGCGUGGGCUACGCCAUGCAGGACGUCACGGACGACACGUCGUUUGAUGCGAUCUUUGACGCUGCCAACAAGCACUUUGGCGACCAUCGCGUUAACCUGCUCGUGAACAACGCAGGUCUCAACGGCAAGUACUUUGACUUCUACGACGACAGCGCCGCGUGGCGCAAGCUCGUCGACGUCAACCUCAUCGCGGUCAUGCGCGGCACCCAGGUGGCGCUGCGUCGCCUCGCCAAGCCCGGCGUCAUUGUCAACGUUGCCAGCGCCGCUGCGUUCAAGCCCACGCACGUCGUCCCCGAAUACGGCACGACCAAGUGUGCCGUCGUUCACUUCACGCGCGCGGUUGCCAAGCACGCAAGCGACGUUCGCCUCGUCUCGCUCUGCCCCGCCUUUGUCGAUACGCCCAUGGUGCAAGUCGUUUUGCAGAACUCCGCGCGGAUGAUCGAGGCCUUUGGCGGCCUCAUGACCACCGAGUACGCAGCCGACGCCUUCAAGAAAGUCCUUCUCGACGAGACGAACGCGGGCAAAGCGAUGUUGGUGACAACGCAGCACGUCGGGUACCAUCCCGCCAAGCUUUAAGUUCUAAUUCAUCCAAAAACCAAGAAGAGUA